CAGUGGGGGGGAGGGGAUCUGCCAUCCCCCUGGUGCGGAUGCGGCAGUGGGGGGAGGGGACCUGCAGCAACUGCCUGCCCCCCCCGCCCCCCCCCCCCCCCCCCCCCAUCUCUCUGCUGCGGGUGCAGCAGUGGGGGAGGGUAUGGGGGUGGCGGGUGUGGCCAACCCGCCAGCCCUGCUGCGCCCCGCGCGCCCUGCUGCCCUGUGCUCCCCCUGCCGCUGA
Molecule: messenger RNA, 223 nt
Organism: Closterium sp. Naga37s-1
Lineage: Eukaryota; Viridiplantae; Streptophyta; Zygnematophyceae; Desmidiales; Closteriaceae
Source: the annotation of a GenBank genome assembly